UAUUUAACUAUUACCCUUGAACAAAUCGUGUUCUUCUGUCUGUAAAUACUCAGUUUACGACGUUUAAAAUGCCCUGCACUCAAAUUAAAGUUAUGCCUUCAAUUUUAUGUCCAUAGAUAGUAAUAAAAAAUAUUGCAACACCUGACUUGUUAAGCAAACGAAAUUCGUUCAUCGUUGAACGUAAAUAAUGUAAUAAUAAUAAUAAUAUAUCACAGGAACAAAACACAGCCUAACAUGAUUGUGUUUUGAUGGUGCGGACUAUGAAAAUAUUAUUCAAAAUGAAAACAAAAUUAUAUAACUCACUAAUCUUUAUGAAUGUUCGUUAGAUUACCCUAAUUAAUAAUGAAGACAAGUUAAUAAUUAUAAUCUAUGCUCGUAACAUAACAGUCACCUUGUACAAACUUAAUAGUUACGUAAAGUAAUGUCGGAUAAUGUAAGUAGUACAAGGUUAUUCAGUGUAAGUUCAGUGUACUGAUGCAUCGAAAUAUUAGUGUCUACCGGUCUUAGCAACCUGAAGUAAAAGGAGAUAAGAAAAAGAAAACCGUACCUCCUAUAAUUAUUAUGAACACAAUUCAAUGCCAAGUUCAAGCGCGUCUGUCAUUAUACGAUCAAAAUGUAUAUGGUUAAACUGGGCGGGAAUCGUAUCGAUCUCUCGCAUAUAUAAAAUGUGUGAUGAAGGCGCGCGGCUCAAACAGUCGAAACACACCGCAUCAUGCACGCGUACAUCGCGCUCGUAGUCAUCGUGGCGGCGCCCGCGCUCGCCGCCCCAGGAGACCGCCUCGGAUACGACCGAGAAAUCGACAGUGCCAGACACAAACAAAUCCCGAAACAUCACGAUUACGUUCUAAACGAAGAGUAUUUGGCGUCACAGAAGAACAGGGCCAAACUCAUCACCAGAAUAAGACCCGACGAACCUGUAGUGGCAGAUAAUGUUAUUUUGGAAUCGAACGUGGUCAAGAUAGUGAGACCCUCGAAGAGGGAAGUGGAACGCGACAUCGGUACGGCACUAGUGCGAUUAAGGCGCGGAUACAACUUGGAAAAUGUUAGAGUACCAGCAAGAUAUCCGUAUCUGGCGGUGCCUAAAUACUACCGCAACCGUCAUUGGGGCUAGUAGCCGAGUGGUGUUAAGUCGCGACGGCCAGCCGCGCAUCCUCCUAUGUCAAGGCUACGCUGAAACCACUAUACCUGUGAAGACGGCGAUUCGCGUCUAGAGCGCAUCUCUUAUGCAGUGUGCGCGUAAUUCGCUAACACGUCUGUUUAGUUGUUGUGUAUUAUGUAUUUACAAAGUGGCUGUGAACGAGAGCUCGUUUGAUGCAGUUAUACUAGCAACGUUUCAGCAACGAUUUACAGAAUAGACUCUCAUGAACUUAAGAGCAAAGCUAAUUAUUAUAUUAACAAAAUAAAUACUUAGAGUAAUAAAAAUGUUAUUGAAAUUUAAAA
Bombyx mori (domestic silkworm) is the source of this 1440-nucleotide messenger RNA. RefSeq lists its product as uncharacterized. The coding region runs from base 713 to 1111 and encodes 132 amino acids. NCBI's taxonomy places the organism in Eukaryota, Metazoa, Arthropoda, Insecta, Lepidoptera, Bombycidae. The transcript has a single exon. The record is from RefSeq and is a predicted model, not a curated record.